AUGCACAUUUACAAUGAAGACAUACCAAAACUCGCUGCAGAGUUUAAGAAGAGAUAUGGUCGCGAACUUAUUGGAAAGAAUUUAGGUCAGUUCCAUUCCGACUUUGCAGAAAUCACAAAAGGUAAACAAAGUUUAGCUUAUAAGUCGAUAUUUUGUGGAAAGAAGACUUACAUUGACUUACUCACUAAUGAUUUAAAUGAAGUUGCAUUUCACUGCAGAAUGAAAGGCGUAAAACAAGAUGUUAUAGCUUUAACAGCAAAUGAAAUGUUUCCUGAAGCAGUUAAAUGCGUUUAUGAUGAAGAUAAAGGAUUAAUGAUUCCUUAG
Molecule: messenger RNA, 324 nt
Organism: Trichomonas vaginalis G3
Lineage: Eukaryota; Parabasalia; Trichomonadida; Trichomonadidae
Product: organellar and viral DNA polymerase type B
Exons: 1
Coding region: 1-324 (107 amino acids)
Source: RefSeq, a predicted model, not a curated record